Molecule: messenger RNA, 3142 nt
Organism: Dromiciops gliroides (monito del monte)
Lineage: Eukaryota; Metazoa; Chordata; Mammalia; Microbiotheria; Microbiotheriidae
Gene: RIPK2
Product: receptor interacting serine/threonine kinase 2
Exons: 11
Coding region: 931-2565 (544 amino acids)
Biological process (GO): positive regulation of canonical NF-kappaB signal transduction; innate immune response; regulation of apoptotic process
Molecular function (GO): JUN kinase kinase kinase activity; ATP binding
Source: RefSeq, a predicted model, not a curated record
GAAGAUCCUGCUGACCAGGCGGAAAACAACCGGCCGGCCACGCUUAGGGGUUUUCCCAAAGAGAAAGGGUUGGCCUUUCCUGAAGCCAGGGGAGGGUAGAAGAAAAAAACAAAAGAGGAGUUCCCCCGAUCGAUCGCCUUGCUUCUUUAAGCCUCGAGAACGAAACUUUUCUCCUACUUCCCACAGUGCAGCAUCCGGACAGUCCCUUCUUAGGAGGAGGUGUCUUGCAAGGGUGGAGACCUGGAAGUUGGCUUCCAACACAGUGCGAGUUGGCGGAGAGGCUGAGAUCGCUGAGCCACGGGGUGUGAGGGACUGAAUCGGGUGAUCCCUACGAGCUCAGGGAGGGGAAAGAAAAGGAGGCUGGGCCGGGCGGCCAGUGCCAGGCGGCCGCGCGUCUUCUAUCACGCGCGGAUCCAGGACUGGGGAGGUUUUUAAGCUGCUGACGUAGCCUGGCAAGUUUGGGAGGGGAGGAGCGGCCGGAGCCAGACCCAGACAGUGUUCGGGAAGAAUUCUUCAAUUUCCUCCGGGGGUGGGGAGGAAAAGCAUACGUCAAGAUCGAAGCAACUUUGGUGGAAGUUUGCUCUCGCUUUCUGGGGAGCACUUUCGGGGCUGCGGACGGUCGAAGCACAGCAGAGUUUCUUUGUUCGCACCCCUAAAGAGUUUGCGGAGUCGGGGGAGGAGGGAGUUUGCUUUCCCCAUGUGCUAAAGGGGAGGGAGCCAGUCCCCAACCGCUGCCCUCCGGAGGAGGGGGAGAAGCACCAAUGCCCGCGCUCCCGCCGCGGGAGGUGGAAGAGAAGGAGGUGGGAGUGUAGUAGCCGCUGCCAACCCGGAACCAUCCCUCCAGAAACACCGGCCUGUAACUGGAAGAGUGGGGGCAGUCUCCUCUCUGUCCAGCGCUCAGACAGUGAGUGGAGCGGAGCCGCUAGGAGGAUGAACGAGGACAGCGUGGACAGCGGGGACAGCUUAGCCAUCUCCAGCUCAUUGCCCAUCAUCCCUUACCAAAAGCUCGCCGACCUGCGCUUCCUGAGCCGGGGGGCAUCUGGCACCGUGUCCUCGGCACGCCACUCCGACUGGCGCGUCCAGGUGGCAGUGAAACACCUGCAUUUCCAGACCCCGCUGCAGCAAAGUGAAAUAAGUGAUAUCUUAAGAGAAGCCAAGAUUUUACACAAAGCAAGAUUUAGUUAUAUCCUUCCAAUUUUGGGAAUAUGCUAUGAGCCAGAGUUCUUGGGAAUAGUCACUGAAUACAUGAACAACGGAUCACUCAAUGAACUCCUGCACAGGAAAAAUGACUAUCCUGACAUUGCUUGGGCACUGAGAUUCCGGAUUCUGCAUGAAAUUGCACUGGGAGUAAAUUAUCUUCACAAUAUGAACCCACCACUGCUGCAUCAUGACUUGAAGACUCAAAACAUCUUACUGGAUAAUGAAUUUCACGUUAAGAUUGCAGAUUUUGGUUUAUCAAAAUGGCGGCAGAUGUCUUUAUCUAAGUCAAGAAGUAGUAUAUCUACUCCUGAGGGCGGGACCAUCAUCUACAUGCCACCUGAAAACUAUGACCUCAGCCAGAAGUCUCGAGCCAGCAUCAAACAUGAUAUAUACAGCUUUGCUAUUAUCAUGUGGGAGGUGUUGUCCAGAAAACAACCCUUUGAAGAAUUUAUCAACCCCUUGCAGAUAAUGUAUAGUGUGUCAAAGGGAACUCGACCUGACACUAAAGAAAGCUUAUCACUUGACAUUCCACAUCGAACUCGGAUGAUCUCCCUGAUUGAAAAUGGAUGGGCACAAAAUCCAGAUGAAAGGCCAUCUUUUUUAAAAUGUUUAAUCGAACUUGAACCAGUUGUGAGAACCUUUGAAGACAUUAGCAUUCUUGAAGCUGUCCUCCAGCUGAAGAAAACUAAGAAUAAGUCAAAUAUCAUUCCCUUAUGUUCCAAGAAGACUAUGGAGUAUCCUCUCAACAUACCUGCAAAUCAUAGUCCACAGGAGGAAUCAUGUGGUAAUCUAUUGACUAUAAGGAGCGAUCAUGGAAUAGCAAGGUCCGUAUCGGCCACUCAAGACAACUUCUUUUCUUCUGUAGAAAAUGAAAAGUAUUCAGCAGUGCCUCAUUCUGCAGUAAAUCAUAGCUGGGAUGGUAACAUUUCUUCAGUUCAAAGGGAUAAAUUUUGCAGCCACCAGACAACGUGUUCCUCAGCAGUAAUACAUCCACUCACAGUUGAAGGAAAUCCAGACUUCCUGUCAGAGAAUCAGGGAAAUGAUAUUGCCCAGCAAUGGAUCCAAAGCAAAAGGGAAGAUAUUGUAAACCAGAUGACUGAAGCUUGCCUCAACCAGUGUCUAGAUGCCCUUCUUUCUAAGGAUUUGCUUAUGAAGGAAGACUAUGAACUUAUUAACACCAAACCUACACGGACAUCAAAAGUCAGGCAAAUGCUGGAUACCUCUGACAUUCAAGGAGAAGAAUUUGCCAAAAUUAUAGUACAGAAAUUGAAAGAUAACAGACAGUUGGGUCUUCAGCCUUACCCAGAAGUAUCUUUGGUUUCUAGGGUAACAUCUUUAAAUUUAUUCCAAAACAAAAGCUUUUAAGUGUUUGCUUACCCAGAGGGAAAGUCAAUAUAUGAAAAGACAUUCUUUUCUCUCUCAUACUUCAGCUACAACGUUAAUUAUAAACAAUAUUUUGAGAAUUAGGUAUAUCACUGAGAUAUCUUUUAAAGUUAAUAUUAAUUAUUUCCGGAUUCAACCACAUAGGACAUCAAAGUAUUUUUUUAUGAAUAUAAGUGGACGACUUUUCACUGCAGUAGAUAGCUUGCUAUGUUGUGUUUUGUAAAUUGAUGUUGUUUUAAGGAUAAAAUAAUUACACUUGUACUUGUUCAUAAGAAAUGUUGUAUGACAUUCUCUUUUUGUGAUGUAAGCCAUUUCUACAAUUGCUAGCUUUGUGAAGUAUUUAUUACUUGCCUAAAGUGCAUUGAUUUCAAAAAACAUGUCUUUGUUCAUCAAAUAACAACAGUGACAAUAACAAUAAUAAUAGCCAAUAUUUAUAUAGAAUUUACCAUAUGCCAGGUGCUAGGCUAAGUGCUGUAAUUAUUCUCUCAUUUGAUCCCCACAACAGCCCUGAGAGGUAGGUGCUGUUUUUAUCCCCAUCUUAAAUAAAGAUGAGAAAACA